AUGUCUUCCCCCUCUACGCCGCGGACGACGCGUUCCGCAUCACCCACGGGGGCGUCUCCAGAUAUCCUCACGCCAGGACGGAAGAUCAAAGCCAUGCUAGCGGCGUUCGAUAGCGAUUCCGAGUCUGAGAACGAAACUAGGACGCGCGAGGCACAGAAACCGGCUCAUCGCUCGAUAUUCGGUGCUGGCGUGCGGAGUAAAGAGGGUGCAGAAACCGAUGACGAUGAAGAUGAGGGGGUUGUUCUGCCUAGAGGUCGGAUGGCGGCUAGAAUGCAGGGCGGGACUAGUCAACCUACUGUUGUCACGGAUGAGAAAGAGACGGCAUUUGAACGAGUGUCGAGGGCGUUGCGCGCGGACCAUAAAUCCGACUCUCCUUCGUCACCGUCUUCGGGUGGAGACGAGUUACCCGCGGCUGGUCCGAAAAGAAGACUCGCCAAGGGAAAGAAACAGGCCCAAACGUUUACGGAAGAGGGAGAUGCAUCGGACAGAUCGCCAUCGCCGGCACGUUCCUUCUCUCCACUCUUCAUGUCUUCGCCUGCGGCGUCGCGUCGUGGGUCGGUUGGAGAACCAGCGGAUCAGGACUCGAAUGACGAAGGCGAAGCCCCGCAACAGAAAUCUAACUCCCGCUUCCUGGCGCUGGUCGCUCAGAAGCGUAAAGAGCGCGAGGAAAAGGAAAGGAUCGAGGCGGAGAAGAAAGCAGCCAGGGUACAGAAAAUGAAGCAAUUCAGCUCGGACAUGCUCUCAGGCGGGGAGAGCGCGGAAGAGGACAACGGCGAUGACUCUGGUCGACGAUUAACACAGCAGUCACGGCCGGCGCGGAAAGCGAGCAAGAAGGCGAUCGAAGAAAUGAACCGCGAGACGCAGCGGAUGAGUCGAAACAUGCAGCUCGCUCAUCAGGCGAGGACGAAGAAGAAAAUUACCAAGGAAAGCUUCUUUGCCCGGUUCAAUUUCAUGCAGCCCGAUGGAGCCCAACCGGCAGAAAGCGCUUCUGCUUCCUCAACUACGACUACUACCACUGGCGAGUCUCGAAACUCUUCCGAUGCCGAGGCCAACAAGGGGACGAAAACACCGCGGACGUCUCCUGCUCCGGAGGUUUUGAACGACAAGGCGGCACCGGCUGUCACAAAUAAUCCAGUGGACAACGAAGACCGGGAGAUCCCUAGUCUGGACGACCUUCUUGCUGGCAAGUAUCAGCUCCCAGAGGAUCAACCUGUUGCCGUCGAGCGGGUUGAGGUCCAGAGCGAAGAGCCGCAUGAGCCACACAAAGAGACAAAACUCGAGCAUAAGACACUAACAGGCCCCCCCGUGCGUGUUCGUCUCUCACGGCAAACCGUGGCGGAGCAUCAAAAGGAGGAUUCCGAUAGUGAUCUGGAGGUGAUCACCUCGCCAGCGAAAUGCCGUCGGAUCGCGGCCUUUGAGAAUCUGCCGGUCAGGAAGAACCAGGAAUCGGGCUCGAUGCGUAAACUCAAGGCACUGGCUCAUUUGACUUCUCCUACGCGCCGUAGCGCUUCAAUGACCACUGCAGAACUGUCGGCAAAUCUUCUUUAUCAGGCCAGAGCACAGGCUGCAAGAGAACGGCAGGAGAGAAUCCAGGAGCUCCGAGCCAAGGGUAUCAUCAUUGAGACCGCCGAAGAACGGGCAGCCAUCGAGGAUGAUGUGGAAGAUCUCAUGGAGAAGGCCCGCAAGGAAGCUGAGGAGAUUGCCCGGAGAGAGAACAAGAAGAAAAAGACCAAGUCUGGUGAAGGGGAUGAGGACGAGGACGACGAGGAAGACAUGGACUUUGAGCUGUCUGGUUCAGAUGAGGAGAUGGGUGAUGGUGAUGAUGGAGAGGGUAGCACGAAUGGGGAUCCCCUGGUUGAAGAGGAAGCGGAUGAAGACGAUGAGUCCGAUGACGACGAUAAAUCAGAGCCCGUUUUCUCGGAUGACGAACAUGAAGAACCCUUGGAGAUGCCCACUGCACGCAGGAAGCGGCCUACGCGGGUCAUCAGUGACGAUGAGGAUGAUGAGGACGACAAAGGCGGAGAUCCACAGGAACCGAGGACACCUGCCAAGUCGAUGCCGCCGAGUGCGACGCCCGUCGAGCGGCCUCACUUCCCCGGGUUUCCAGCGUCAGGUAACCUGACCAUGAGCCUGACGCAAGCUUUCGCCGGUACGCUCGGUGGAAGCCAAUUGAGCGGCCAAGAAGACGCGUCAGCAAUUCCACCCUCGAUCCCGGACCCCGUGCAGGAGCGACAGGCGAGCCCUCUUCCCGAUCAGGAAGAGGAUUCUUCUCAGUUUAUUGUCAAAGAUAGUCAGGAGCAACAACGGCAGACGCCAGAUCUGUAUGCGGGGUAUCCGCGGGUCACAGAGUCCCCCGCGCAACAUUCUGUCUCUCAGUUUUCCCAGGUCCCAGAUCCAACCCAGGACGAGGGCUUCGUCUACUCCCCCUUUGACCCGUCGAAGCGAUUCAUCGGCACCCCGCCGCCAGGCACGGUUGACACGGUGUUGCUGACGCAGAGCCAGUCGCCGAUUGUGAACCGCUACCGAGGCAAGCUACAUCGCGGACGUGCUGGGCAGACUGAGACACCAGCAGGAGAUGAAGACGGAGAUGGUGGCCUUGAAACCAAGGCUAGCGCAUUUGACGUGAUGAAGAAAGCGACGAAGAAGAAACCGGCAGUCGUGUUCGACAAGACCAAGAGUAAAGCCAAGGAUAUUGUUGAAGAGGCUGCUGAAGAGUCAGAAGACGAGUACGCCGGUCUGGGCGGAGCCAGCGAUGACAGUGAUGGCGAGGAGGAUAUUUACGACCGGGAAAUGAUCAAUGACAAUAGCGGGGAGGUGGUGGAUGAGAAGGAGCUUGCUGCAUUAAAUGCUGUGCAUCAGAGAGAUGCGGAUGAGAAACAAGUCGCCAAGCUACUCAAGGAUAUUACGACAGGUGCACUGCGCCGACGACGUGGCGGAGACGACGAUUUCGAUCUUGAUGAUUCGGACGACGAGCAGGCUGCGCGUCGGCGCCGCAAGCAGCGGGAGUUUGCCAAGAUGCGCAAAGCCCUGAUGGCGGAUGAGAAGGUGGGCGAGUUGGCCGAGAACCCGAAGAAGGCGGCCUUCUUCCGGGCGAUCGAAGACCGCAAUGACGACGACGAUUUCAACCUGGAGUUUCUGGAGACGGGCGACGAGGCCUCCUCUCAGGAUGUGUCGGAGAGGAACGAGUCGGGAGAGCCGGGGGCGCCAAACAAGAAGCGACCUCUAGAGUCUUCUGAUGAAGUGGCCAACCGACCACCGCCCCAUCUGCGCCGGACCGCAGCCAGCGCCAUGUCGAAGAGACCGGCGACACUCGCGGAGAUCCGCGAGACCCUCUCCUUCCUAACCGAGCAGCAGGAGUACGACUCGUUCCGCGAAGAUGCAUCAAUUGACGAGGCGGCCGAGGAGGAGAGACAGGAGGAAAGCGAGGAAAGCGAGACGGCUGCCGUCACGCACAGCAACGGAGAUGGCUUCGCGAUUCCGCGGCACCCACGGCGCACGCGCGGCCCGGUGGUCGACCGGCUCGCGCUGCUACGCCAGGCGUCAUCGAAUUCGGCUUCAUCGACGCUGAACGGGCCUGGCAACGGACGGCUAGCCUUCCACUCUGGGUCGGACGCCGCUGGACCGAUCGGAUUCCGUCCGCCGGCGUUGCUGCGCCGAGCCAGCAGCAGCCGGAGCACGAGCAGCAGCACGAGCAGCAGCACGACCAGUAACGGCUCUACCACUACUACCUCAUCGUCCCGGGUGACCAAGCCAGCCAAGGGGUCGGUCAACUACUACACGGCGGCGCGGGAGAAGGAGCGCGAGCGACAGAUCCGGGCGAAGCAGCGGACGGGGUCGAACAUUGCGGCGCUGCUGAGCAAACACGCGGGGGGGCUCAAGACACUGGGAGGUGGCGAGUGGGAGUAG
This is a messenger RNA of Penicilliopsis zonata CBS 506.65, 3906 nucleotides long. RefSeq lists its product as hypothetical. NCBI's taxonomy places the organism in Eukaryota, Fungi, Ascomycota, Eurotiomycetes, Eurotiales, Aspergillaceae. The record is from RefSeq and is a predicted model, not a curated record. Gene Ontology annotation, molecular function: anaphase-promoting complex binding. Gene Ontology annotation, biological process: mitotic G2 DNA damage checkpoint signaling; mitotic DNA replication checkpoint signaling; activation of protein kinase activity. The transcript is spliced from 2 exons. The coding region runs from base 1 to 3906 and encodes 1301 amino acids.